UGAGAGAAAAAUAAUUGUCUCAACCAAUAAUUAAUACAUGUUGCAACUCAAAGUUUUGACUUUAGAGAUGAUCCAAUAACGGACCAGUUUGAGGAGUCAAUAAUUGCCUUUAUCAAUCUGCCCAGCCGCAACCCUCCGAGUUACUUAGGAAUGGAUGGACAAAUCAAGUUUCGUGUUUAGAAAUGGUAGUAAAUGCUACUACUAAGCAGCAACCACCCCGGCUGCCUAAUAAACCACCCUUGCAACUGUCACGCGACAUCUGCCCUUGCGCUAUAAUAUUUUACAACCACCCUUUGGUCCCUCAUUUAUUGUCUCCCACAAACUCUUCUUUAGUUUUGUAUACCCAGAAGAUUUAUGGUCCAAAAGCAUCCUCUCCAUUUUCUAUUCAGCCAACCUGAACAUGCAGCCGUAGGGCAAAUCACAAAGAACAACCAUCAUCUUCUUCUCGAGAGAUCAAGGGGAAAAAAAAAAAAAGAAAGAAAUGGGCGUUGAAAUCCAGAACUUCGUCAAGGUAUGGACUGCAGCAGUAUGGUCUCAAUUUUACACUUACUAUGUAGUCUCAAGAAUCCCAAGUGGACUGCUCACCAGACUUGUUUCGCUUGUGCCCAUCUUUUACCUCUUCAUCAUCCUCCCCCUCAGCCUCUCUUCCUUCCAUCUUGGAGCUCCCACCGUUUUGUAUCUAGUUUGGCUGGCCAACUUCAAGCUCCUCCUCUUUGCCUUCAACCUAGGCCCCUUGUCAUCACACCCUCCCUUAUCCCUCCCACAUUUCAUCGCCACUGCUCUUCUCCCCAUCAAAGACAAAGACGACCCAACUCAUUUCCGUCCCUCCUCAUCAAAUGAUGCUCAAAACAGCAGCAUCAAACGACGUCCCCCAUCCCAAAUUACUCCGGAAAUCAUGCGCAAACGCCGGCAGUUUAAGAUUAUUCGUUUCACCAUUAAGCUCGUCGUUUUGGUAACAGCGAUCAGUUUAUACCGUUAUAGGGCGCAUUUGCACCCGUGUUUCGUCACGGCCAUCUACUGCUGCCAUAUGUACCUUGGCAUUGAGUUUGUCCUGGCGCUCACAGCCGUCCCGGUUCGAGCCAUCCUAGGACUGGAACUCGCGCGGCAAUUCAACGAGCCGUACUUAGCCACCUCGCUCCAAGAUUUUUGGGGUCGUAGAUGGAACCUGAUAGUUAGCACCAUUCUACGUCAGAUCGUAUACGAUCCAGUUAAGAGCAUAUUUACUCCAAAAUUGGGAAGGAAUUCGAGCUUGGCGGUAGCAACUUUGGCCACAUUUUUGGUAUCUGGAAUUUGUGUGACUCUUGAGAUCUAUGUCAAGAAGGCGGUGGCCGGCCGGUGGCGGUUGCAUAGGGCUGCGUCCGGGCUGCUCACCGUGGGAUUUGUGGGUGUCACUAGUGCUUGGUUGUUCUUUCCUCAAUUGAUUAGAUACGGUGUGGAUCAAAGGGUCAUUGAGGAGUGCCAUGCUUUCCUGAGUUUCCUUGGGAAUAUCUUGAGCCUGCCCACCUCGUACUGGAGACGUAAAUUAUGAGUACUUCGAUUCAUUACUUCCACCCUGUGAUCUCGUGAGACCAACAAAAUCAAUCCUUAUUUGUAUGUUUGCCAGAUUUCAAUUUAUAUUAUUUUGUUAUUUCAUUCGAUCCUUA
Messenger RNA from Coffea arabica (coffee), 1643 nucleotides. RefSeq names its product long-chain-alcohol O-fatty-acyltransferase-like. Gene Ontology annotation, biological process: lipid metabolic process. NCBI's taxonomy places the organism in Eukaryota, Viridiplantae, Streptophyta, Magnoliopsida, Gentianales, Rubiaceae. The record is from RefSeq and is a predicted model, not a curated record.